Molecule: messenger RNA, 6655 nt
Organism: Epinephelus moara (kelp grouper)
Lineage: Eukaryota; Metazoa; Chordata; Actinopteri; Perciformes; Serranidae
Gene: nes
Product: nestin
Exons: 4
Coding region: 180-4055 (1291 amino acids)
Biological process (GO): positive regulation of intermediate filament depolymerization
Cellular component (GO): intermediate filament
Molecular function (GO): CCR5 chemokine receptor binding; intermediate filament binding
Source: RefSeq, a predicted model, not a curated record
GGAAAGCCUCUUGCUGGCAGCCACACUCCCAGAGCCUCACAGGAGCCUCACUCUCACAGAAACCCCACACACACAGAGUCGGGCCUGGACACGGAGAUACACUUUGCUGCCAAAUCAUAAUCAGUGCACCUCUGAGUGAGGCCUCCGUUUGCCAAAUCUCUCUGUUUUAUUACACCGACAUGGAGCUCCACAGUCUACAUAAAACCUUCCACCAGAGCCACCUGGGCGAGGAGAAGCACCAGAUGCUGAACCUGAACCGACGCCUGGAGUCAUACCUGAGCCGGGUCAAACACCUGGAGGAGGAGAAUGCGUUGCUUGCAGAAGAGAUCCAAGCUCUGAGACACAGCAGUCAUGGAGCCUCGACACGGAGGAAGGGCCUAAAGGAAGAGCUGCGUCAGGCGAGACUGGAGGUGGACGCAGCCUGGAGGGACAGGGUCCUCACAGAGAUGGAGGUGUGCAAGGUGGCCGAGGAGCUCCAGGCCCUGGACCUGCUGAGGCAGAGGGAGGCUCAGGCCCAUAUGCAGGCCAAGAAGAAGAUAGAGCAGAGCAAGAAGGAGCUGGAGGAGGAGCAGAGGGCUCAGAUGUGGCUGAGGGAGAAGGUCGGUCAGCUGGAGAAUGAGAUGAGGCACCUAACUCAAACCCAUCAGGAGGACGUCGCCCACUUGGAGGCCACAUUGAACCAAUCCAGAGCCACAAUGCCACCUACAUGGGCUCAAAGGGGCAACCAGACACCAAACCUCCUACAGCUGGGACAGGAGUACUCCCAGGCGGCCAACAGGGCAUGGCAGGAGGCAGCAGAGGCCCAUCAGGGGCAGUUAGAUCGGCUGGAGGAGUCACUUAACCAGGCCAGGAGCCGUUUAACCCAACUGAAUCAGGAGAAGAGCGAGAGCCAGCUGAAGCUCCAAGCGCUGGAGAAGGAGAUCGCCUCAGCUCAUGACGUCAGGCGGCAUCUGGAGAAGACUGCAGCCCAACAAGGAGACAGAUACAGCCGGGAGAUCCAGCAGCUCCAGGAGCACUUAGAGGGCCUGGAGGCGGAGAAAGAGGAGCUGGGCCAGCAGAUCGACCACAUCACCCUGGAGAACCGAGGCCUGCUGCAGCAGAAGACAUCUCUGGGUCUGGAGGUGGCGACAUACAGAGCUUUGCUGGACGGUGAAGGCCACAGGGGAGACAUCUUUAUGUUAAAUCAGCCAAGAAACGUUUCCAUCACAGAUGCAGUUUUCAGUCCUCGGGGGGUUAAAAAGAAUUACCAGACCCAGCUGUUUGCUGGCCACAAGACCACUUCCCUCUCAUCUCAUCGUGGUGUGACAGCGAUUACUACAACACCAAGCUGGAGCAGAAAACCUGCCACCUUCACUGAAACUCCAAAGAUUUCCAAGAAACCUGCAUAUGAUGACACAAAGUCCACAACAUUGGAAACCCCUUAUCCCAAAAUACUGCAGGAUGGAGCUGUUGAGAAUUUCAGACCACAGGAGGUUCAGGAGAAAGUCACCUAUGCUGAGCCUCUAUCACCUCCCAACGAGCAGGAGGCUGAAGCAACAUCAGGGGACAAAGAAGGUGAAGAGGACAGGAGCAAUGCUGGUGCAGAACCUCCUGAGGAUAAACCAGUUGUUGAGUCAGUUGUCAGUUAUCAGGUCGAGUCUGGUCUCAACACUGAGCCACCCCUCUGUGAUGAAGUGGAUCAGCAUCAGUUUACCACGCCCAACCUCACACCAUACCAUGUUAGAAUGACAGAGGAGCAGUGUGGUGAUGAAUCCGAUAAGGAUGUGUCCUCUGAAAUACCUGCAGAAAAAGAUGAUAUGCAAGAGCUGCCAGCUCCAACUGAAGCAUGGAUAGAGAAAGAAGUCGAGCAUGUGCAAGAGGAAACCUCAGAUUCUGGAACAGACGCGGUUCUUGAACCAAACUUUGAUUCCAGGACAAGCAGUCCGGUGACUGAAUGUGAGGCUGAAGAAAGCUUGUUAAACAGAGUGACAGACUUCAGCCAAGAUGAAAACAUCAUUAAGGAGGAUGCAGCUGAGAUACAGCAAGAAAUAAGCCGUUCUGUUGUGGGAACAAGCGUGAUGGAUGUUGAGGAUAAGUUGUAUCCAGAUGGAGAGGAAAUGGACACAUGGGACAGUGUCAUAGAAAGGAAGGUUGAUGUGAAGACAGAUGGAGGGAUAAAAGAGGAUGAAGAAAAACGACAACACGCUGAACCAGAGGAAGACAUAUCACCAAGAGGACAAGAGCAUGACAAGAGAGAAACUAAGCAGGAUUUUGCCACAGAUGUACAGCAAGACAACAACAUGGCAUCUUCAACUAUGGACACUCCAGCAGAUGAUGGACAGCAUGAUGCGUUCGACCAAGAUCAUGCGCUGCUUCCUGACAACCAAGAAGAGGAUGACGAGGAUUCUCAAAAUGUCUCCAUGUCAUGGCGGACCGAGUUGGAGAGCGACAGCUACGCUCAGGAUAACACUCUUGCCGACACUCGUCCUCUGAUUCGAUACAAGAGUGAUGAGACUGACGCCAACACUCAGGCGUCACACAUGGACGAGAGCGAGUCUAGUGAAGGUGAACAGGAAAAGAAGAUCGGAGAGAUGGAAAUGUGGAGUGAAAGCAAGUCAAAGAGAUCUGGAACUAUGGAAGAUCUGUGUGAGGAAGUGGAAGGGGAAGCGUUGGAUGAGGAAUAUAAUCUAGGGUAUACUAACAUUGAGGACAGGGAUGUUGAUGAUGCUACGACUGUUCGUGAACAGGCUACGCUGUUGAAGGAUACAGAAAAGUCAGAAGAAAUGAUCAGAGAAGUCAGAGAGGGACAUUUGGAUGAAGAAACUCAAGAACUUUCCAAACUCACGGUACCUACAAAUGUGGCCUACGAUGAGGAGUUGGAGAUAGACCGACUUGUGGAACAGGAAUUAGAAAAUCUUGCUACAGACUACUACAGCGCUUUCUUUGCACAGCAGCAGCUCAGCAAGAGUGAGGAACAUCUACAGCACAAGUUUCUCAAGGAAAUGACAGAGCAAGAAGAGACUGGAACGUCUUCCUGUGCAGAGCCUGAAGUGAGAGUAAACCACCAACUUGCAUCUUCCACGACAAUUAUAGAUCAACCUCAUGAGAACCUACAUUUCAGUGAUCCGUCCAUGGUAUUGCCUCAGUCAGACACUGUGGCUGAUGAGGAGGUCCAGCAUGAGGUUCAAGAAGCUACAGAUGCUCCAGAGAAAAGAGAAGAAGAGGAUGACCACAACGUGUCCAUGGUGACACAUCCUGAUGUAAUAGAAGAUCACUCUGACUUUACUGACUUCAUCAGUAAGCUUGAUAUGGAAGAAAUCAACAACUCAGAGGAAGCAAACUCUGUGUUGCCGGUAACAGCAGAUCAGGGAAACCUGCAGGAUGUGGCUGCCCCCACUGAGGUGAAAGAGGCUGUACCUGUAGAAGCUUCCAAUGAAUCUCAAGAACGCCUGAUUGAGGAUGUUGUAGAGAGUCAAGAGGUUCCAGAAACAGCUGAAUGGGAAGUCCUGGAGAACCCAAGUGAUGACUUUGAAAUCGGGGAUCAGGGUAAAGAUCAUGAAAAAUGUGAUAGUGUUCCUCAAGCAGCUGAAAGUUGUCUCCACGAUGAGGGUGCUAUGACACAUAAAGAGGAGCCCCAUGAGAUUUCCCCCGACAGUCUACCUGAUGAAACAGAUAUCUUUGUGGUGAAAGACUCAACAGACCUACUGAACACAAACAGCAAAGACAACAGCCUCCAUGGUUUCAUUAGCUCUGGAUUAAAGAGUGAUUUCUGGGUGUCCUCCUUGGAGACCGGUGCCACCUAUCAACCAGAUGAUGUCUGCAAUGAAGCCGCUGAGCAAACCAAUCAGAAUCUCGGGUUUGCUGACAAUUUGGUUUGGGGGGAUUCAGAAAAUGUGGAUCACUGGAACUCCAGGGUGGAUAUUGAGUCAUCUAAAACCCUGACUGCCAAGAAAGAGCAGCAGCAGACGCAUUCGGAGGUGAAGCAGGUGUUGUGUAGAAAUGAAAAGGAGCUGGUCCAUUCUGAUGAGUCAGAAGCUGAGGGUGAAUCCUGGUCGUCAGGGGAAGAACCAAUAUGAGAAGUAGUGAAAACUUUUAUUAAAACGAGUUUUAGAUCUAAUCAGUGUUAGUCAGAGGAAAAUUACUUUUAACGCAUUCACUAUGAAAACCAAAGUCGUGCCUUGGUGCGCACCCCAGUGACGCUAACCAUCAAUGUGCCAAGUCUGUCUAGAAUAAUACAAAGCACUCACCUCAUUUCCUUCAGGUGAGACACCCCAGGUGAACAGGGUAAAAUUUUUAGAUGUCAUCAUGAAACUUCCCCAGAUGAUUACCUACAGCAGUGGCGUUCAGCCCCGAAUGUGUUUUAUUAGAAUCGUGGGAUCUAAAUAUAUAGGUUAUACAUAUAUUUCAAAAAUAAGAAUAGGCCUAAAAAUAAAACAGAAAGGCUCCGAUGUAAUAAUCUGCAAUUCCAUUCAUGCGUUAAAGCCUCUGAAAAUAAUGUCAUAAAUAAAAAAUGCAUGUUUGUGCCUCUGUGUCUUUACGCAGCAGAUUUAGUGCAGUUUAUUGGCAGUUUAAUCUAUAAUAACACAUCCUUAUUUUUUAGUUGAUUAUAUUUUGUAUCUCUAAUCUGAGUCUUCAAACUAACUAAAGCAGACAAAUAAAUGUAGUGGAGUAAAAAGUACAAUGUUUCCAUCUGAGAUGUGGUGGAGUGGAAGUAUAAAGUAGAAUAAAAUAAAAAUACCAGCCCAUUCUCAUUCCAAAGUCGUCAAACUUUUGCAGCAGUAUGAUUCACCACCAAGGGACGUCAGUUUGUAACACAGCCAGACAGAACCUUUUUAUGGUCUUAUGAUAUGCUGCUGGUUGGCUGGACGGCACCUGUCACGGCAGUAUGAUACACCCAUUGAUGGCCUCAGUUUGAAAUGCUGCUGGUAACAAACAUAAUAUAAGGACCUGGAAAGUCCCUAUAGGAUGGAUGGGUCCUACAAGCCUGGACUUUCACCCGGGAACCCCAUGUUCGCUCCCGUAUGAAUGUAGAGCCAAACCACGAAGUUCUUUUUUCUAAACCUAACCACGUGGAUUUGUUGAUGUUCCGACAUUGGUUGCAGCAUCCCAGAACAUCAACAGCAGACGCAGGAGGAUACCUAGCAUGUGAAAGUCCACUAGGACGUGAAAGUCCACUAACAAAGCAUUGAUAUGUGACGACAUGGGAUGAGAUCGUGUUGGAAAUACUCAACUACCUCAAAAUUCUCUCAAUUUUAAUGAUAGCAGUUGCAAAAUAUUGGGUUUGUACACAGUAUUAAUUAGUAACAACUGCUGAUGUUUUUAACAUCAUAAUUCUUAAUUAAUUUUGGAGGAAAAACUUAAAGGGUUAAUAAGAUGCCAAAUGCAUAAAAAAAAGCAUCAAAAUAGAGCUUGCUCGUCAAGAAAAUUUCAUGGGGGAGGAUCCUUCCAGACCCCCCUACAACGGACCAGACUAAGCCCCCGGUGCUCUCAAAUUAAUAAUUAAAAACAUCAUUUCCUGAACAAAAAUCCAAACAUUGGAUAAUCCUGGUUCUAAAUUUGUGUUUCAUUUUGUUGUCAUUUUAGAGUCAAAAGUUUUGACAGAGGGAAUUUUGGAUAGAUCUUUUUUUAUCACUCCAUAAACCAGAAAAUACUGUUAACAGUCAUUAAAAAAAGAAAAAGAAAAUUGCUAUGUUGUCAGGAAUAAACAAUUUCUAUAAAUCAGUCUGUGAAUGAUAUAUGAACAAACAUCUUUAAACCUUCAGAAUACAGACGUAAAACUGGGCAGUUUGGUGGAUUGAAAUACUUCUGAUGAGGAGAUUGUUUAGUCAAAAACAAAAAACAAACCUAAUUUUGAGGAAACAGCCUUUAAAAGAUACGAUUUGUAAAGUCCAAACAUUCUCAGACUAAAGAUAAGACGCUAGGGUAAAAUUUUUUACCAAGAUAUCACUAUGAAACUUCUGCAGUUGAUUACUUACAUUAACACAAUUAUUUUUUGUAUCAUAAAUUUUCUGCAAUUUUAUUGAAUUAAAUCUGCUUUUUGCAUAAAUGAAGUCUGAACUAAAAUAAACCUUAAUGUGUAUUUUCGAUUUUUUUCCUUCCAUUAGUCUGAAAGAUGACAUGUUAUGGAAGCAAAGUAGCCCAAUAUCUCAAAAUUGACCAGUGCAUAAAGUCUCUUCUCACCUGGGGUGUCUCGCCACCGACAUAUUUGACUAACAAUUUUAUCUUCCAUCCUAAUUGCUGAAGCUCUUUCGGUUUUUCAGUGUGCAUGUUAAGGAGAAGGUUUCUGCAUGAGGGAACAGCAUGAAGACAGAACAAAGAAUGUCAUUUGAAAGUCAAAGCGUUUAUUGAUUGCUGCCUAAUCUGAUUUUACUGACUGAUGGGAAUCGAUGAGAGCAGGAGGGUUGGAUUUCUGUUUCACAGAGCAUCAAACAAACCACUCGUGUUUCUGCUGGUGAGUUCUCUCAUUUCCCCGGACAACAGAUGACUCACCUCUGCAUGUUUAACAGGCGUAGAAUAAUUGGUUGGUUGUAAAAGGUUUAUGUAAAAGAUGACAUAGACCAGUUUGGAUAGUAAACUGUUACAUGUUUGUAUUCGGUUGGUCUGUAUUAAUCAGACAUUUCAUUUCCAUCUAUUUUGCUGCGGUACAUUUACAGUUCAAAAUAAACAGUAGAUUGAU